Molecule: messenger RNA, 4570 nt
Organism: Paramormyrops kingsleyae
Lineage: Eukaryota; Metazoa; Chordata; Actinopteri; Osteoglossiformes; Mormyridae
Gene: ttc21b
Product: tetratricopeptide repeat domain 21B
Biological process (GO): protein localization to cilium; intraciliary retrograde transport
Cellular component (GO): intraciliary transport particle A
Molecular function (GO): protein binding
Source: RefSeq, a predicted model, not a curated record
CCCCUUUAAUCCAUCGCAUUUCCUUGGCAACCGCAGGAAAAUGGCGGAAGUCGUUAUGUUACCCAGACGCUAUGCAAGGAAGGAUUAAGAUGGCGAAAAAGAAAUGAGAAAAAGCAAGUUUGUUAAUCAUAAACAGCAAUCCUCUAUAUUUCCAGUUUAAAAUACAUCGUUUGCAUUUUAUUUAGUGCAGAAAGGCAAGCUGCCAUGGCAGACCUAGAGGAUGGUAGUUCGAUGCUGGCUUUGAUUAAUUAUUACUGCCAGGAGAAGUACUUUAAUCGUGUGAUUAGCAUUGCAAAUGAGGCGCAAAAAAAAUUUGGCAGUGACCCGAUCUUCACCUUUUACCGUGCUUACGGAAUUCUCAUGCAAGACAGAGUACAGGAAGCCAUUCAUGAGUUGGAGUCCAUUAAAGAAAAGAGAGAUGUGUCGCUGUGCGUCUUGAUGUCACUGGUUUUUGCGGAGAAGAAAAGCCAAAAUCCAGACCGUGAGACAAUUCAGGAGCUGGAUGCCAAGGUGAAGGAUGACCGGAAGACUGCGGGCCCAAAGGGGCUGUACUACGCCGGUCUGUUCCUCUGGCACCUCGGCCGUAACGACAAGGCCAGGGAGUACAUCGAGAGGAUGAUCAAAAUCUCCAACGGUGCCAAAGAGGGACUGAUUCUGAAAGGGUGGAUUGAUCUGACAUCUAAUAAGGAUGGUUGUGCCAAAAAAGCUGGGAAGUAUUUUGAUGAAGGACUUAAGGAAAGCCCUGAUGUGUUUGCCCUCAUGGGGAAGGCGCAGUACUACGAAUUUCGCCAGAACUACUCCGGAGCCCUUGAGAUUAUCAACCAGGUCAUCGUGAGCUUCCCACACUACCUCCCUGCAUUUAUUAAGAAGAUGAAGCUGCUGCUGACCCUACAGGACUGGGAGCAGACUGUUGAUGCAGCACAGAGAUUGUUGCAGAAAGACAAGAAUAAUCUGGAAGCCCUGAGGAUUCUUGCUCUUCACUGCUUGUGCCGAGAGGGAGACAUAAGUGAGUCCCUGAACAAGCUCACAAACCUUAUCAGCAACCUGGAAAUCCAAGAGCCCCAGAACCAUGACCUCUUCUACAGGAUGUCUCUAGCCUUUACUAGGACGUGUGGGAGACAUGAGAAGGUCCUCCAGCAAACCCAUGGCCUGGUUGAGAAGGCCUUCUCCAUUGCCUCCAGUGAUGCUGAGCUAGCUACAGAGCUGGGCUAUCAGCUGGUCCUGCUGGGAAGAAUCAAGGAAGCGACCAAGUGGUAUAAGACAGCCAUGACUCUUGAUGAAACCAGUGUCACUGCAUUAACAGGUAUCAUCAGGUGUCAGCUUGUUGAAGGCCACCUGGAAGAUGCAGAACAGCAGCUAGAGUUCCUCACUGAAAUCCAGCAGUCCAUUGGGAAAUCGGGGGAGCUGCUGUAUCUGCGCGCCGUUCUGGCGGCUAAGAAGCGCAGGCCUGCGGAGGAGGUGACCGGCCUGCUGAACGAGGCCGUGGAGACUCACUUCUCCGGCCUGCACGGGCUGCCGCUGGGGGUGGAGUACUUGGAGAAACUCAAUCCCGACUUCUUGCUCGAGAUCGUUAAGGAGUACCUUGCUCUUUGCCUCACAAAGGGCCAGUCCUCCUCUCCGCAGCUCCAACACAGCACCUCAGUCCUGGAGACCGUGGUGAAAUCUGUCCCAGGACUUCUGCAGGCUGUUUACCUUAUGGCCAAGGUCAAGUUCCAAUCAGGUGAAGUUGACUCUGCUCAAAGAAGCUUGCAGCGCUGUCUGGACCAGAACCCCUCUUAUGCUGAAGCCCACCUCCUUAUGGCCCAGAUCUACCUCCUGCAAAGCAACUUCAAGCACGCCUCCCAAUCCCUGGAGCUCUGCCUCAGCUACAACUUCGAGGUGCGGGAACAUCCUCUGUACCACCUAAUCAAAGCCCAGACGCAGAAGAAAAUGGGGGAGCUCCAGGAGGCCAUCCAGACUCUGCAGAUGGCCUUGAGUCUGCCGGGGGUGCGGAGGACCGGGAGCUCGGCCAAGCUGAAGGGCAAGUGGGUGGAGCUGAGCUCCGCCGACUGUGUGUCCCUCUACCUGGAGCUCGCCGAGGCCCACUGGCUCAAUGGGGAGCAGCAUGAAGCCACCAAGAUAAUGCAGGACGCCAUCAAUGAGUUUACUGGCACCGGGGAGGAGCUGAGGGUCACCAUUGCCAACGCUGACCUGGCUCUGCUGCGGGGGGACUCUGAGCUAGCACUGAGCAUGCUCCGAAACGUCACCCCUGAACAGCCCUACUUCAUCCAGGCUAAAGAAAAGAUGGCGGACAUCUACCUGAGACACAGGAAGGAGAAGCGCCUCUAUGCCAGCUGCUACCGGGAAUUGGUGGAGAAGCUUCCAGGUCCUCAUACACACCUUCUACUGGGAGACGCCUAUAUGAAAAUCCAAGAGCCUGAAAAAGCGAUUGAGAUCUACGAGCAGGCUUUGAAAAAGAAUCCAAAAGAUGGUGCGCUGGCAAGCAAGAUCGGUAAAGCCCUCGUGAAGACCCACAAUUACAUUAAGGCGAUAAAUUAUUAUGAAGCUGCCCUGAAGAGCGGUCAGCAGAACUUCUUGCGUUAUGACCUGGCAGAGCUGCUGCUGAAGUUGCGACAGUAUGAACGUUGCGAGAGGGUCUUGCACGAGGCCUUGAGCCACGACCCAGUGAAUGACCUGCCGUCUCUGUCAGAAGACUGCCGCUAUCUGGUGCUGCUGGCCAAGAUCCAGGGUAAAACCGACAAGAACGAUGAUGCUUUGCUGUCCUUACAAAGGGCCCGUGACGUGCAGGCCAGGGUGCUGAAGCGGGUUCAGCUGGAGCAACCGGAUGCUGUUGCGGUGCAGAAACAGCUUGCGGCCGAGAUCUGCUCUGAAAUCGCUAAGCACUACACGUGCCAGAAGGACUACGAGAAAGCCAUUAAAUUCUACAAGGAGGCGCUUGUUUACUGCGAGAGCGACGGCAAGGUGAUGUUGGAGCUGGCACGGCUGUACCUGUCCCAGGACGACGUCGAUGCGUGUCAGCAGCAGUGCGGCGCCUUGCUGAAGAGUGACCAGGUCAACGAGGCAGCGACCCUGAUGAUGGCAGAUCUGAUGUUCAGGAAGCAGGACUACGAGCAGGCCGUCUUGCACUUCCAGCAGCUGCUGGAGCACAAACCAGAUAACUACCCGACUCUUUCACGUUUGAUCGACCUUCUGAGGAGAGCAGGGAAGCUGGAGGAGGUCCCCAGAUUCUUGGAGAUGGCUGAGAAGCAUUCAUCGAGGGCUAAAUUCGACCCUGGAUUUAACUACUGCAAAGGACUUUAUUUAUGGUACACGGGCGAACCUAACGAUGGGUUACGGCAUUUCAACAAAGCGAGGAAAGACAACGACUGGGGUCAGAACGCUGUCUACAACAUGAUCGAGAUCUGCCUUAACCCAGACAAUGACACCAUGGGCGGGGAGGUGUUCGAGAACCUCGAUGGUGACAUGGGUAACUCCACGGAGAAGCAGGAGUCAGAGCAGCUGGCCGUGAGGACCGCGGAGAAGCUCCUGAGGGAGCUGAAGCCGCAGACUCCGGACGGACACGUCCAGCUGCGGAUCAUGGAGAACUACUGCUUCCUGGCCACCAAGCAGAAAGCCAGCAUUGAGAAGGCCCUCAGUGUGUUCACAGAGAUCGUAAACAAUGAGAAGGAUCACGUCCCAGCCCUGCUGGGAAUGGCCACAGCCUAUAUGAUCCUGAAGCAGACGCCACGUGCGAGGAACCAGCUGAAGCGCAUCGCCAAGAUGAACUGGAACGCCAUCGACGCCGACGAGUUCGAAAAGAGCUGGCUGCUGCUGGCAGACAUCUACAUCCAGUCCGGGAAGUACGACAUGGCGGCCGACCUGCUGAAACGCUGUCUACAUCACAAUAAGUCCUGCUGUAAAGCAUAUGAGUAUAUGGGUUACAUAAUGGAGAAGGAACAGGCUUAUCGAGAUGCAGCAGUGAACUAUGAGAUGGCCUGGAAGUACGGCAACCAAAGCAACCCUACCAUUGGAUACAAGCUUGCAUUCAACUACCUGAAAGGCAAAAGAUACGUUGAUGCCAUUGAUGUGUGCCAUAAGGUGUUGGAUGCCCAUCCAAAUUAUCCGAAGAUGAGGAAAGACAUUCUAGACAAGGCCCGGGCCGUCUUGAGGGCCUAAAAGUGGAUUUAGCGUUAAGUCCGGGAGUUUCCCUGAUGUGAUUUAUUCAGUUCGAAUCUCCUGAGUGUGCUUAAGAGUGUUUGCAUAGAAAACAGUUUUUCUGCACGUGAAGAAUAUUUAAGGUAUAAAAUUCAUAUGUCCUGUACAUAUUUUAAGAGACUGUGUGUUUGACCUGUGACGCACGCUUCCCAGAGCACUGUGGAUUUUUCUGAGAAGCCCUGAUUGAAAAUGGAUGAUUUGGAAGACAUUUUGAAAGGAUGGGAUGAGAUGAUAACUUUUAUUUGUAAAUAUGUCGUAACUCAAAUAUUUUCAUUAUAUAUAUUUUUGUGUAUUUCUCAGUUAAACGGUAUAAAAUACUUUUGAGCUGUUAAAUGUUUUGUCCCUGAAAUCUGGAAUUAAAAUGAAGUUUGUGUUG